Pelobates cultripes (western spadefoot toad) is the source of this 38161-nucleotide messenger RNA. NCBI's taxonomy places the organism in Eukaryota, Metazoa, Chordata, Amphibia, Anura, Pelobatidae. The record is from the annotation of a GenBank genome assembly.
GUGGGCCCCGCCCCCAGCCUGUUAUUGUGACGCUGGGUCCUGCUGCUUAGUCACGGUGACUGCUCGGGAUAUGGCGGGGGCGGCGGAGACCGGGGGCCGGUGAGUAGCCUGCCGCACGGGAUCCUGGGUGGGGGGCAGUGAAAUGACGGUCUGUGUGGGUGUGAGGGACUGGCCGGGCAUGGUUAGCGCUAUGUCUCCAGCAUGGUCUGUAGCGUCGUACAACACCUCCCAGGGAGCCAUGUCAGCAUGUCUCGGGACCCGGCUCACCCUUCAUAACGGGGUCCCCAUACAUCGGCAGGGCGUAGGGUAAGGGCUCCAGCUGCAGGACUACAACUCCCAUGAUCCUUAACAAGCUUUCCAAGAUCCCAGGGCAUCACGGGACUUGUAGUUCUUUCACCAGCUGGGGAUCUUACUACAUACAGUGAUACUACAUUAACUGGGGCAAGGGGUCACCAUGCCAGGGCAGGAGGGGGACAGUGGCGGGGGGGGCAGUGCCAUGGGUUCAGGGGGCAAUGCCAUGGGUUCAGGGGGGCAAUGCCAUGGAUACAGGCGGCAGUGCCAUGGGUACAGGGGGGCAAUGCCAUGGGUACAGGGGGCAGUGCCAUGGGUACAGGGGGCAGUGCCAUGGGUACAGGGAGCAAUGCCAUGGGUACAGGGGGCAGUGCCAUGGGUACAGGGGGCAGUGCCAUGGGUACAGGGGGCAGUGCCAUGGGUACGAGGGGCAGGGCCAUGGGUACGAGGGGCAGUGCCAUGGGUACGAGGGGCAGUGCCAUGAGUACAGGGAGCAGUGCCAUGGGUACGAGGGGCAAUGCCAUGGGUACCGGGAGCAGUGCCAUGGGUACAGGGGGCAUUGCCAUGGGCACAGGGGGGAAUGCCAUGGGCACAGGGGGCAGUGCCAUGAGUACAGGGGGCUGUGCCAUGGCAGAGGUUAUGGGUUUAUCACUGGGCUAUGCUGUGACAGGCUGGGGUGUCAUGGGUUCCAAAGACAGCUGGUAAAGGCACUGGCAGAGGAAAUGGUGACAAAUUUGGGGAAGGAUCAAGGAUAGACAGGUUGACCCGAAUCAGUAAUGCAAAUCUGUCCUAGACUUAAAAAAGUUUUUUUAAAUUUUUUUUAUUUUCUUUGUGUGUGGAUGUGGAAUAACAGUCCAGCAUGGUAGUGUAAGCUUAACAGGAAUACAGAAUAGGUACCAUUCUUUGGUUUACAUGAGAUAGGCACACACUACAACAAAGUAUCUAUAGACUGUAAGCUCGUUUGCGCAGGGCCCUCUUCAACCUAUUGUUCUUGUAAGUUUUUGUAAUUGUCUCAUUUAUUGUAAAAAUCUCCCCCUUUGAUAAUAUUGUAUAGCGCUACGGAAUAUGCUGGCGCUGUAUAAAUACCAAUAAUAAUAAUAAUAAUAAUAAUGUAUAACAGAAAGGCCAAGACAUUUAUUUGUCAUUGUUAGUGAAUUGGUAUGAUGUUUUUUUGUUUUUGUUUUUUUUAAAACAAUAAUUCAUAUAGUUCUAGUGUAUAAUUCAUAUUUUAGAUUUCUGUCAUUCUCCCUCCCCCCCUCCCCUCCCCAUUUUUGUUAUCACAAUUAAGUUUAUUUAAUACGUUUUACAUUGUUUAAAAAAUAAACAAUUGCUGCAAGUAUUUGAGAAGAAAUAGUUGUAUAUAGAUCAGGUACCACUCACAGACACAACAUUUAUAGACACAAAUGAGGUAAAUACCACGUCAAAUAAUAAGUAUAAAGAGUUAGUGGUUGUAGUUGAUCAACUUUUCAAUAUAGUACAUAAAUGGUGCAGGUAGUGCUCAGCGACACAGGACUAUACCAGUAGAAGUUAGGUAUAUCUCAGAUGUAAAUAUUUGUACACAGACUUUACCACCAGCGCACUCAUUGAGUCCAUACACGCCUAUCACAUGCAGACAGCUCCUGUCCUAUGCCAUCUGUCACUGCUUAUCAUUAAUGUGACACAGCAAGAUAUAUAUCAGACAGCACUCCUCUUAGCUCAUGUACUCCCAUUGCCCACAUUUAUCCUAGCUCACUAACAUUCGUUGCACGCAUUCACACCAUGCCCAUCCUUUCCUUUGGAUUCUUGCAUAGGUGAAGGCAUCAUCUUUUGUGGCAGUGCGAAUCUAGAAUGUGUAAUUUGUCUAUAUAGAAAUACGUAGCCACUGCACUCCUGGAAGUGCUUUUCAUUUUGUUUGAGGUCAUCAUGUGAUGUCAGCAUUACAGAAUCAUGUGAGUGUAUUGUGCAAUCAGAUGUCAACUUUUUAGAACUGAUUAGGAAUACACUUUGUUUAUGGAUAUCAGAGUUUUACUUUAAAGGCAGACUCCUAUUUAUGGGAUAUAAGUGUACUCAAAGCCGGCCUUAAUACGUUGUGUUUGUGUUUUUUUGUUUACCUGCCACGAUAAUGUGAUUGUAAAAUGAACAAUCUAGAGGUUUGAAGGGCAACAGGACCACAAGUGCACCAAAGUCCUACCAAGAUUUAUUCAAGGACGAACUUUUGGGUCGAUGACCUAGUCUUGAAACAGUGGUUUUUCUUUUUUUUUUCUUUUUUCUUUUUUUUUUUAUGCAUUGAGGAGAGGUUACUGACCCGACAUGUUUAUACUUCUGUUUGUCCUUCAAUAAAUCUUCUUGCACUUUGCUGUACUUUCACUCCCAUUGCACUUCAUACCUCAGUUGUUUUUCAUUUUGUGUACUUUUAACCACAGAAGGAGCAACAGUGGAUUUUACAGCUACGUGGUGCUAAUAUGUUCUUAACUGUUCAAGUACUGCUGUAUCCUGCUUGCAAUCAUUCUCGGUGGCCUGGUAUUUUUAUAAUUCAGGAACCUCACUUGGGUAUAAAAUGAAAUAUUUGAUACCAAACAUUGCCACAUAAAUAUGAAUAGGAUGCUGUUGUGUUAACAUAUACAGACCUAUACUUAUAUGCAGUAGGGAUCACUAAUGUGCAAAUAAUUAUAUUUAUAUGAAAUGGUUUUCAAAUAAUUCUGUUUCAGAGGAUAUUGCCAGAUUAUCUAGAUGUGGGUUGAUAUCACACGCUGGCACAGUUUAGAUUUUUAUCUAUAUGGCGGUAAGACAAGAGAAUGUUACACAAUCUGACUAAAAUUAUAUGCAGAUUGUGUGUACGUUAAAAGCUUAGAUUGCAAAUCAUACAAACAAGCAACACUAGACAUUGUCGUACUAUUCAUAUCAUAUCAUAUUUUACAGAAGGGGUGUAGGAAAGAUUGGUAAAUUAUAAAAGCUCAUCUGGGUUUAUUGAGGAACUAAGGAGAAGGUACAUCCGCAGACGUCUAUAUUAAAAUUCACCACAGCUUUUUAUUUAAAAUUUUUUUGUCGUACUAUGCCCUUCGUAGAUUGCAUAUUCUUUUUAAAAAUUUAGCCAAUUUUAAAAUCUGAAUUGCAGAACCCAGGAAGAAAAAAUAGCUGAGCUGUAACUAACACUGACUGGAGAUAGUUUUAUUAUUUUAUUUAUUUUUAAUCAACUUUAUAAAUGUAUUUUUUUUUUUUUUAAUGCUAUUCUGAUUUUGAUCCACUGCAAUUUGUAGCUUAGUGAAUAAACCCAAUAAUAGGGUUACAAUGCUCCUUUUUCUCGCCAUGUGAUAUAAUGUUUCUCUCACACUCCACACGCACUUUCACUAGUAUAAACUACAGGCUUGUCGGGGUCAGAGUGGAACUAAAAAUCACACUGUAUUUCCUGAAUUGUUCUUAGUUAGGACUCGCUGAGUGUGAUAUUGUGCACGGGAACAUAUGUCUGGUAGCCCUGGCAUUUUCUUCUGUCUGUGUUUGCUUGUUCUCAGUGCUUCGAAAAAUAUUGACUUUGAAAUGAAAUCAGUAACCAAUUAAUCUUACACUUUUCUUUUGUCUCUUCACAGUUAUCAAACAAAAAAUGAACUAGAAAGCAUUAUCUGGGAUUUUAUUGAAGUCGUUUAGCUGGAUUGCGUUUUAAUCUUCUAUCUUGGUUACAUCCGUUCUUCAACAUUGGAAUAAAUCAAUUCAACUGUUUAGAAAUGCACCAAACAAUGAGAUAAUGUAUUAAAGCUUAAACACCCUUUUUGUUUGCUCACCGAUAGCCUACGACCAUGGCAUAAUUCUCUGUUUGGUUUAAGACUUGAAUUUCCUUAAUCUGAAAUCCAUGGAUUAAUUUUCUUUUCAUUUACCAGUGACGUUGGUAAUUUUUCAACUUUUGCCAAAAUGGAAAAAUAAUAUUGACUUUUUUUGUUUUUGAAUUUUAUUUUUUAUUCUUCACAAUUAAUUUUUUCCCCAUUGAAUAAUGUGCAGCUAAAAGAACCAGAGGAAGAUAGGAGGCGAUGUACGCCACGGAGUGUCAAGCGGAAGUCACACCCUCCCACAACAAUGGCAACCGUCAGUUUCAGUAUACACUGGCGGACCACACAAAUCAGGCCUUUCAGAUCAUGAAUGAGCUCAGGCUGGGGCAACAACUCUGUGAUGUCACGCUGAGGGUCAAGUACCAUGAAUUUCAAGCCGACUUCGUGGCACAUAAGAUUGUCCUGGCUUCUAGCAGCCCUGUGUUCAGAGCCAUGUUCACAAACGGACUCAAGGAGUGUGGCAUGGAGACCAUACCCAUUGAGGGUAUACAUCCCAAAGUGAUGGAACGACUUCUAGAGUUUGCCUACACGGCCAGCAUAUCGGUUGGGGAGAAGUGUGUGAUUCAUGUGAUGAACGGGGCAGUUAUGUAUCAAAUGGACAGCGUGGUCAAGGCCUGCUGCGAUUUCCUCAUCCAGCAGUUAGAUCCCAGUAAUGCCAUCGGAAUCGAAAGCUUUGCCGAGCAGAUUGGUUGCCAUGAACUGCAUCAGAAGGCUCGGGAAUACAUCUAUUUGAAUUUCGGAGAGGUAAGCCAUGAUGAACUAAAGGUUUUAGGUGGCAAUGUGUAAGGAAGUGAUGCUCAAAAGGUUAACCCCCAGAUGUUUUAAAACCACAGCUUCCAUGAUGCUUUAAUAUUCUAAAGGCAUACAAAGCAUUGUGGGAGUUGUAGUUCUAAUCUACCUUUUGGGCACCCCUGAUACACGUCGUUGUAUGGCUGCCAUGUUUUAUUCUUUCUCUAUUGGCUGUCAUUGAUACUGUAUGUUGGAGAGAGGAAAGUCUCGGUUCCAACUGAAUAUUUCUUUCCUUCUUUGUCCUCUGCCUGGCUGGAGUCAAGAUAUGUGUGUUUAAUAAUAGACGUUUUUCAACAUACUACUAUUUCAGAUUGUAUUCCACCUUUUUAUAUGUUUGCUAUUGUCAUUUCAAAUUCUUCCAAUUGUACUGGUUCUAUUUUGCACUUUAUUUCUUAGAGCUGUCUAUAUAAAUAUUAGACUCCAUCUUUUAUUGGUUUAGGGAUCUCCUGGUACGUGUAGGUUUUUACACCUAUUUUUAUUCACUUAUAUACUACUAACCUGCCCUUAAACAAAUGGAGUUAUUUAGAAAGGGUUUUUUUUUUCCCAUUGUGGCAUUGUUGCAGUACUGUUUAUGGUAAUUGUAGCUUAUGGGAGGGCUUUAAUUACUUGUAGUUUAAAGAGACACUCUAAUCACUAAAACCACUAUAGUCUGCUGUAGUAGAUAUUGUGCCAGGGAUCCUUGGAGCCAUCCCAUUAUUAUAUUUUAAAAACCGUUUGACGCUAACUGUGGAUGUCCAGAGUAUGUGUGAUUCAGCCCCUUACUGUCUGUAUAGUGUAAAUAUCCCUUCUGUGUCAGCGUUAAACUUUUCCUUUUGUAUUUGGACAGAAUUCAUUGACUCAUAAAUUAAUCUACUACAGAUAGAAUUUCAAAUUUAAGGUCAAAAUAGCUGAAUUGGAAAAAUUCCCCAGUGCUGUCAGAUCGCUUGCUCUGGCCUUAAAUUGUAAAUUCACUUUGAAUUCUUACUUUAGCAAAUAAACCUAUCAGCGUGUCUGCGGACAAUCUCCACCAAGGAUUGCUGUCCAGACGUGGUGGACAAAAUUGAUAUUGGAAUAGGGCCAGACGUUGUAACCAGUACAACGAGCUGUAGUGAUUAUGGUGUCUUAGAGUGCUUCUUCAUGCACCUGUCAUACUUGGCAUAGCUUGGUGCCACUUUGGGAGUAGCACUAUGUCUCUACAUUGUGCUCGCCCUGCUUAUAGAUGUUAACUAUUAAAAUCUUCUUAGACUUUACCACUAUGUUGUUGGCUUCGAGUAACAUGGUGUCCAUGGGCAGCUGCACGUAGCAGCCUAGCAACACGUCAGACUGUAAAAUUCCACAACUGCAACUUAGCCUAUUCGUUUUAUUUACUAAAGCGUGUAUUCUCAGGAAUUCAAAGUAACUUUCAAAUUUAUUAUAGCUAAAAAAAAUAAUAAUCAGGUUAGCUAUGUUUCUAAGGUGGCUAUUUAAGCCCAAAACAAGUAAAAAUUCACUUUCAGGGUUAAUAUGUAUUUUGCAUUAGGUCCUUGAGAUUUUGCGCAUUUUUAAGCAAAAUAGUAUCUGGGCAGGCCAAUAAAGUUCCUCCAUAGCAGACUUGCCAAACCAGCUUUCAUGGAGCUCGCUUUGCAGAGUCAUGCUGGAUCGUAGAUGUGGUGUUUCUGUUGCAGUGUAAGCAUGCAGAAGCCAAACACAGAAAUAUUGGACACAGGUCUUCAGGAAGUAACAGGCCUUUAUUCACAUUACCGAUCGGGUCUCAGAUGAACUCCUGUUCCAAAGGAUCUGAGAGACCAACACAUGGUGUACAUUCCUUAUAUAGCACUAUAACUCCUCCCAUUAAUAGCUACACCCACAUAUACCUUUAACCAAUCAAUGAGCAGAAUAUAGACUUGUACAUCUAGUCAAACCACAUGGCCCAUCCAAGACAAAGGAAAUAAGUGCAAUUUCAGUUCCUGCAUUCCUGCACAUGCUCAGUACACUGAUGACAGUAUCCUAGCUACAUGUAGCUAACCAACUGACACAACAUACACAUAUGCCACAUGGAGAUUUUGGCCUACUAAAUUUUGACCAUGCUGGAAUCCCAUCACAUUCCCCCCUUUUGAUGCCUCUGAUAUAACAUUAUUCCAGAUGCAUCACCAAUCACAGUUUUACCUACAUCUCUCAAGUAGCCAUUGAACCAGAGUAGACCUUGUAAGCAUCUUAAAAACUCCUUCAACAUUCUUCAUCCUGAAUAUAUUCUCUUCGGGCUAGGGGAUCAUAUCUUCCAGACAGCCAUUACAUGAGCCGCUGUCUUUCUCUCUAUAGUACUCUCUAUAAUACUACGUAGGGACCUUACCACUAGUGGAAUUAGACAGGGCAGGAGGAGGCACAAAAAAAAAUAAUAAAUUCUACUCCUCCUACUAAUGUCUUAAUUCCUCCAAGCUGCUCAUACCAACUUCCAAACCAACUACUUAGGUUAUACCCAUUCCAGACCUGAGUAGGUACAUGCUCAAAUUUAACCAUGUGGCUUGUAAGUUCAGCCACUGCCUGCCCUUCAUCAUCUAUGUGCAGACAACAGUUACUUAGAUUAAACUUUCCGCAUACACCUCCUUCUACUGCUAGUAAGUAAUCAAGGGCUAGCCUAUUCUGGUAUAUGGCUGAUCACAUCUUGGUAUUUUGCCUAGCUAGAAGAUUAAGCACUUGAGCUGUGUCAUUAGUAAUAAUCUCAACUACCGCCUGUAGUCUAAUAAUGCGGUUGAGCAUAUAUAAUCGGAGUUCUAUAUCCAUAAGUACCAUCUUCUGCCCAAGUAGUAGGUCCAUAAUAAUUAAUAAUACGUUGAGGGGGCCACUCAUUAUCUUCCCAGCUACCUAUAUUCAAGGAUGCUCUCUCCCUUUUAUGAUUUACAUCGUAAACCUUAACUCCCAAGGUCUCUCCUGUUUCGAUUGGCAACAAGAAGAAGGAUGGCUUUGGCAUACCUAAUACACAUGCCCCUUCCCAAUCUUGUGGUAACUCCGAAUAAGUUUUCUUACCACAGAUCCAGUAUAAAUUUGCUGGGGCUUUCCAACUAGAUGUAGCCGAUAAGUCAAACCAUACCUCCUUUAAAUGAGUGUAAUUGGCAAACGGAUUAGUAGGUUCCGAGACAUUUGAAGCUGACCACCAAGUAGUAUUUUUAGUAUUAACAUUAUAGGCUUUUUGUCCCAAGCACGUUAGCUCACCUACAGACGUGUUAUACAUUGUCCCUUUCUUGGCUAUACAAACAUGACCUAUAAUGGAGGUUUUUAACCACCAUUCCAAUUUACUUCUAGUACUUACUUGAUGAUCAGACUGGAAAGGUAUCUGUUGUUCAUAUGUCUCAGAGCCAGGGUACCAUAUUUCCUUUGCCUCCCAUGGCCACUGGUCUCCCAUAUUAGUACCUCCACACACAUAGCAAUUAGUUACAUUAAGACUACCUGCAAUACCCUCAGCCAAAUCAAUAAAUAGGUUGUUAACAUUAUGGGGAAUUUUAUCCUCAGUACUCAUCUCCUCAUAAAAGGAAUGAGAAACCUGAUGAGUUUGAGUUGCCACUGUCUCAAUUUCAAGACCUACAUAUAUUAUUGUUCCUGAAUCUACUCCUGUGCCAUAUAUUUGAAACCCAAACAGACCUCCAAACCUGUCAAUAAAGUACUGCAGAUUGGAAAUGGUCAUGUGAACGGGGUUACACACAUAGUUUUACAGUAUGGUGUGGUAGGCAACCUUUGGAUAAUCAUAUCUUGAUCCACUGUUUUUCCCAGGUUGCCCAACCUACACAUGACAAAUAGGGGCAGAAGUUAGUCUCUAUUUGGGCAAUCAGGAUCAGUAGAUCUUAUACUGGGACAUAAGUAUUUAUCAUUAAACCCAUAAGUUCGUUCCCAUUUAAGAUUACCACAUACAUUCCAAAGUCUUCCACUACCCGAAAUCGCCUUACAUGCAUCAAAUAGUAGAAUACCCGUGGAAUGUAUGGUGCUUAUCACAGUCCUAUUUAGUAAUGUCCCCUGGGAGUUACUAUUCCGAAUUACCAACCAAAUUGUACGGGGUUGGAAAUGGGGAUCAAAACAUUUAGACUCUCCUGAUAUUGGCUUGCACACACUAUAAUCAAUAUCCAAAUAUCUACAUUUAGAUACAGAUCCCUUACAUUCAUACUGUGAGUGCCAGAUGAGAGUUUGGGAUAUUUGGUUACCUGUUUUAGUAGUCUUAAUGCAACUAUCGCAAUUCGGUAUGUCUGUACUCCUACCUUCCUGAAAAAUCAUAAAAAUACUAAGACACAAUAAAACACAUUAUUCCUGAAAUCCUCAUUUUUCUUCGACCGUGCGAUGGCCUCUCAGCUUCCCGAUUGUGAGGGCUGCAAGGAUGUUGUUCUUCUGAUCCUCACUUUCCUUCACAGAGAUCCCUUCAAGAUACUCUGGCUAUGACACGUAGGCAGGUGGUCAGGCUUUAUUAUGGCCGUCAAAACACCUACUUGAUGAUCUUUGUAGACUUUUAAUUAGAAUGUCUCGAUAUCCCCUCGUCACUCCGACUAAGUUGCACGCUUCAACCGGGUCCUGCAAGGAUUCUCAGGAUCUGGAGUAGCUUGCCAAGAGUCUGCUGCUGGUUUAACCUUAGAAUGAUGAAUCCAAGGAGUCACUUCCGCCACCUUUACAGCUGUUGGGGUAGAUAAAAGAACAACAUACAAAGGCUAACAGGAUACACCCCGAGCUUUAACUCAAUAUGUAUUGGUGGGAUAUUACGAGCAAGUCCUGGAGGAUUAUUUUCUUCCCAUACUCCUGGAAUGUCAAAUAAGGAUUCAUCACUCUUAGGGUUAACACUUGUCACUAUGGAAUAGAAGCGUCAUUCUUCUUCCCUUGGCACCGAUAUCACCAUUAUGCCUGGUAAUCCCUUAAACUUCAGAGAUGUUAAUCCAUUAGGUAAAAGGUUAUCUGAGCUUAAAGCUUCGAUAAUAGAUCUCGUCCUAAAAGUUGAAUCGGACACUCUGGCAUAUAUAGGAACUAAUGCUUCACCACAUGGCCUCCCAGAAUACAAGUGCGACUCUUAAGAACCGGUCUAGCUGCACUUCUCCCAGUAGCUCCUAUCACAGUUAUAGUCUUCCCCGAAGGCGGAGCCACCAUCUUAGUCACCACAGAAUGUUCAGCACCUGUGUCGAUCAUGAAAGAACUUCUCUUUCCCCCUAUUGCUACAUCGACCAUAGGCUCCGCUCGACCAAGUGGGAUGGAGCCCAGUCGGUAUCAAUAGUCUUCCAUGAUAGUGUCAGCCAGACCCACAAAAUCUCUAUCCUCUCUUUCUCUAGGUCUCUGCGUGGGUGGAUUGUAUCUGUCUCCUUGAACACUUCCUCUACUAUUCCCAUCAUUCCCUCUAAAACUUCCUCUUACUCUAUAACUACCACUAUAACCUCCUCGUACCCUUCUCUCUCCUUGUCUAUCACCUUCAUACUACUCUCUCUGUGGACACUCACUCUUCCAAUGUCCCUCCUUUCUACAAUACGCACAUUAAUUCCUACUUAAAGUCCCUUGCUCAGCCUAUUCUCGUCUCCUCUAUUCACUUCCCUGUCUUUCUACACUUAAGAUAGCUACCGCUAGCAUAUCUGCCUUUUUCCUCAUUUUACGCUCUUCCUCCAUCUCCCUAUUCAUAUAUACUGUAUUUGCAAUCUCCAUUAGCUGUAUUAUGGACAUCCCUACAAAUCCCUCUAAUUUCUGUAAUUUCCUUUUACUAUCACCUUGGGCCUGGCUGACAAAUGCUGAGUCUAUCAUUCGGAAGUUUUCAGGGGCCUCUGGAUUAAAGGGAGUAUACAACCUAUUUGACUCAAGCAGUGUCUAAUAUGGGACUUCGGCAAGGCUGCCCAAUAAUAGGUUCCAGUCUAGGAUUAGUAAAAUAGGUGAAAGGGGGUGAGCUAAUUUUAUUAGUCAGCAUUUGGUGGAUGAAAAAACGUUUUUUUUAAAGUGUUAAACCAAAAACCUACCAGUAGGUGUCACCAGAGGGUAAUUGUAUCAAAAUAAUCUUUAUGGGUCUAAUAAGAAAACUCAACUUUUAAUAUAUUUAUACAUAAAAUAAAACCUUAUAGCAAUAAAUAUAUUAAAAUAGGGUAAGCAAUCCUACAUCUAUCUGUUAUAAACAAUGUAUUAUCAAUGUAACUCCCGAAGAUGGCCAGUAGGUGGCCUAGAGUGCCUCCCUAAAGUCAAAUGAAACAAAUAAACUUUAAUUAAUUAUGUCCUAUUUUAUUAUUACUUAUUUUAAUCAAUGUCCACCCUGCUAGCUAGGCUUGAUUAAAUCUUUAGUUCUAAGGUAAAUUAAACAUUUCAGUUUGUAGUUUAGUAAAAGGGGACAUUUUGGACAAAGCUGGGAGGGGCCCAUCCAGUAACUAAAAAAAACCAUAUACCAUCUGAUACCAUUGAUCAUUGAUUAGGGGGAGGGGUAGUACAGAAAUACAAGAGUUUGAAACACAGGAACAGAUAGGUAUGUGGGUAGGCGGGGACAGUAGAGCAGGGGAGUGCAAAUACUGAUUAUACCAGCCAGAAAUGGGCGUGGCUAAUCUGGCUCUGGAGGAUGUUUGGGGGGUUGGUAAUCAGAUGCCAGGGGGGAGGGGAUGUCCAAAGCAGUUGUAAUUAAGUCCUUAGUUCUGACCACCAUAUGGCUACAUUGUUUCUCAUAUGACACAGUUUAAUUCACCAAGGCAGUUUUUCAACAAAUCAGUUUCCAACAGUCAAUAUAUAGAAACUGAUCAUAGAAUUCCAGCCUACUAGUUACAGCCACAUGUACACCCUGCACUAAAUUUAAGUGAAGACUCCCUACUUUUUUUUUUUUUUUUUUUUAAACAUACAAGACAAAGACUUGUGAAUCAGAAGAUUAUUUCAACAGAGCAUCUGAUUCAAAAAGCUGUACAAAUAUACACACAGUUUCAACAGUCACAACAAUCUCCUUAUCACCAGCAACACAUUGCGCAGUCACUAGGCCCAAACACACACACAGGAUCCUCACAUGCUCAACAAUAUCACGACGUCGCACACACAAAAUUAAAUCAAAAACCCACCAAAGACUAUACACUUAUCAAUGUAACUAUUAUUCAAACCAUACAACUAUCCACGCUAUUAAUCCAUAUAAACUAACCGAUCACAUAACAUUUCAACAAAUUUCAUCUCUACAAUUAUCUGUACUAUAAAUCAACUUUUGACUAACCAACUAUAUCACAUUCUAGUAACCUCAUCUUUACAGUCAGUGGUUAUGGUACAGUUAGUAAGUGGUUAUAAUACAGUUUUAAAGUCACAGAUCAGUUAGUAACAGUUAUGGUAUUAUACAUAUAACAUAAAACAGCAAUUGUUAGUAAUUUUUACACAAUGUCAGUAGUUAUGGUACCGUGCGCUAUUUUACAGUUAUACACACAAUUUACACUCCCACUAGACAGCAGAGCUCUAACUUUCUAGUAGGACAUACAAGUUAACCAAUUCACCAACUACAAUAUAUUUAACAACAUUUACAAUAAUCCCAACUAUUCUAACUGGCCAGCACCUCGAGAGCUUUCGAUCUAUUUAUACACCAGAGAUUCGAUAAGUUCUUCGCUGCCCAGACACCACGUAUAGCGAACUAGAGGGCAGAAUUUACACAGUACCCAGCUAGUCUAUUAAACUAUCAAUAAGCUAGUGGCUGGAUUUACAACAGAGCACACUUAGUUAAGAUAGGGUGAAAUCUAGCAAACUAUAAUAUACAACAGAGUAUGCUAGUCUCCCGGUCCCCCCGACCUAGCGAACAAAAUUUACACCCUAGAUACGCUAGUCAAGACAGGACACCGGUGUCCGACAUGAGCUAUUUACACCAGAACUCAGUCUGACCCAAACCACCUAUAUUAGACGGGCUGACUACAGAGCGUCUAAUUUCCAGAUAAGUGUUGCGCUUUUCACUUCUUCCUUCUAUUGAAGGGGCCAAUACCAAUAACCGGUUCCAAAUAUAAAACCCCUUGUGGGUCUACCGCUCUAACGGUAUCAAUCUCACCUGUUAGUCCUGGACCUGGGUUCACUCAUAGACGGAACAAUCCGGGACUCACUGCGCAGAAGCCGAUGAUCUCCUGGACAAAAGGCCAGUGGCGCCGAGACGAAAGGAGGUCCACGCAGUAGAAGUCCAGGAUUGUAGCGUAGAAGGUUUGGUAAAAGUUUACCGUCUCAAAUCUCUGUGCCAGCUUCCGUGCGAUGAGGUUCCCGGCCCAAUUGCACCAGAAAUGUUGCAGUGUAAGCAUGCAGAAGCCAAACACAGAAAUAUUGGACACAGGUCUUCAGGAAGUAACAGGCCUUUAUUCACAUUACCGAUCGGGUCUCAGAUGAACUCCUGUUCCAAAGGAUCUGAGAGACCAACACAUGGUGUACAUUCCUUAUAUAGCACUAUAACUCCUCCCAUUAAUAGCUACACCCACAUAUACCUUUAACCAAUCAAUGAGCAGAAUAUAGACUUGUACAUCUAGUCAAACCACAUGGCUCAUCCAAGACAAAGGAAAUAAGUGCAAUUUCAGUUCCUGCAUUCCUGCACAUGCUCAGUACACUGAUGACAGUAUCCUAGCUACAUGUAGCUAACCAACUGACACAACAUACACAUAUGCCACAUGGAGAUUUUGGCCUACUAAAUUUUGACCAUGCUGGAAUCCCAUCACAUUUCCUUUAACUCCGAAUUAAAAUAAGACUAUCCUGCUCAUGCUUGUUAAGUUAUGGCACAACUCCCGGGAUUGUGAAGUGGACAUAAGUGUUUUCAUACUUCACUCUGCACACCUCAACCCAUUAACCGCUUCAGAGUGUAAACCGGGUGAGGUAAAAACAGAACUGUGGCAAAAAGGUGACCUUUCGAUUUAAAGAGUUCAAUAGAACCGGGAAUUCUUGGAAACAAAUGUGCUCUUGUAUCAUAAAUCACUUUUUAUUAAAUCCUUUGAACAGUGUAAUAUUAGAGGGACACUCUCACCCCAUAGCUGCUUUAAUAUGACUUCUGCAGCCUCAUUUUAAGUUUUUUGCUCUGUAGUGCAGUAGAUGCCCAUUAUGGGGGGGAAACGGUACACGCCAAAUGUUUCACCUGCUGAAGGUAAGAAGGCGUUGUAAACUCCUGUCCCCAUAACAAUGCAAAUGUGCUUAAGUUGUUAUGGUGGAAGGAAUGUUCCCUUACAAAUAAACAUUUCUAAUUAUAAUAUUCCUUAGUAUCCAUUUCUCUGUGAUCCAAUCCAGUCCUUCUCAUACAAUUGAAAUUUAAUGUCUUUCUAUGGGAGCGUUUGGCAGCAUCACGCUAUGCUAAAUUAUUUAGAAUUUUUACCAAGAAGGACCUUUCGCAGCUGUCAGUCUCACAAUUAGUUGAGACGUGGAUAUAGCAAAAUGUAAAGAUUGCUGUUUUACUGAAAUGGCAGUAUUUAAAAUUUCUAGAGAUAAGCGGCAGGGUCUGUUGACCAAAACCACCUCAAUAAGCUGAAGUUGUUUUGGUGCUUAGUGUGACCCUUUUUUACCUCAGGGAAAAAUAUACCUUAUUCUUUCAAAUAAAAAAAAAAACAGACUGAUGGAGGUAGUUAGAAAUGUUAUAUUUAGUAUUUUAUGUGUGCAAGCAGUACUAUGAAAGACAGCACUGAAACUGCGCCUCAUACACCUGAUGUCACUCAUGUUUACAGUGACUGACAAAUAUUUUGUAUGGAAGACGUGUGGCUGAAAAUUGCUGUUGCUGAGUGAAUAGAAUAGAAAUAUUACAGGGAAAUUAAAGGUGAGGGAGCUCAACAAAAUAAAUGCUGAUAAUCGUAUUCCUUUAAGGAACACUUUACGCACCAUAACCAUUUAAUCAAAAUGAAGUUGUUAUGGUGCCAAGAUGGCUGCCACCUUCCUCUACUGCCAUUGGUUAGCCACCCAUAUUUAGUUUUCAGGGCUUAUUGUCAAAAUAUGCAUCCCUAGUCUGAAACAGCUGCCCCGUGAACUUCGUAUCGUGGGUAUAGAUCCCUGAAAUGGCUAGGGCAGGCUCCUGUAAUCACAUUUCACAAGUGAUGGUAUGUGCUGGAGACAUUUACACGUUGUACAAGAGACGAAGAAGAAAUUGGAUUAAAGGUUAUUUUUACAUAGAAAAUAACGCAUAUCUGCACAUGUGGGUGGUGUAUUAUUUUAAAAUGCUGACUGCAGAGAGGUAAAAGCUAGGAACAGAGAAGCAUUUGCUUGUAUUUUACAACCAGCACCUUAUAACUAUGGUAUUCUUACAUUUUAUUUUUUGCAAGACUUGCUACUGUUCUAGGUGGCACCACAUGUGUAAAAAUGAUAGAAAUUCGAGCUUUAGUACAGUGAUUUGACUUGCUGGCUUUCAGCACUCGUUCAGGUUAAGUACACCCAUAUCUCUGUUCUCCUGUGGGUUCUAAGGAUGGAACCCGUGGCCAGCGAUGCAAACUUUGGCCCUGCAGAUCACAUUAGCCUAAGCUCUGGUGAAGCAACCUGGGAACUGUGGUCCCCAUCAACUACAGAGUUCUUAUGAUUCUAAUUCUUGUAGUUGAUAAUUAUCUAAUUGUAGGAGAGGAAAUGACUUUGGAGAGGGAGAAAAGCACAUGCUGCUAGUUAACUAGGUUAAUCAUUACUUUUGCUUUUAUUUAACCCUUUUAAGUGGUUCUAGUGUUCAAUAUUAAACGCAGGGUCUGAAAUCCUUCCAAACAAUACAAUUUUAAUAUUUCCUUACAUCUGAAAGCGGUGAUUAAAAUUUAGAUACAAUUUGUCAAAUCUGCUGCCUUUUGUGUUUGGGAGGCCCCAAUAAUACUCUUAGGGAUGUAAGCUUCUCACAAAAUGCCAGUACAUUGUAAAAUUAAUAUCUUUAUGUUGGCAUUAAUUCAUUGGGGUCUGGCACACCUAACUAGAGUGUCUCGUGUUGUAAGACAGGAAGAUCGAACAUUCUAUCUCAUGAAUAAUUGGCAGCAAGUGUUACAUUUUAUAACAAUCUGAGAUUUUACCAAUUGUUAUAAAACUAUAACUCCUAUAAUGCUUUGCCAACAUUAUUGCAUUUGAGUCUAAGACUGGUUACCCUUAGUUAGAGAUCCCACCUUUUUUUUUUUUUCAUUUAUCUAAAUUGCCAUUAUUUUAUCAUCCCUUCCACACCCAUCUCGGGAAUACCAUCUGCAUGACCGUGUCAUCGACAAGUCAGAUUUUCCCCUGUGCAGUGUCAUGUCGAAGGGCAUGUUAAAGAAUGGCGUGAUCCUCUUCUUGCUGAGUCACUACCUCCUCCUCCCCGGCUGGAAUUUGCUCUCUGCUGGGUUCAUGUAUGUAAGAAUGACACCACGAAAAACUAGAUUCCUGUGAGGAUGGGGGGGGGGGAUUUGGGUGUUGAUUAACUCGUGAUCUACUGCGCCAUCACGCUCUAAAUGCAAUCCAUUAUGGCGAGAAUUUGCUCUUUCUUCCCUCGUGCGGCUAAGGGUUUCUGAAGAAAUCCAUUUUCAGUCAAAUCACUCUACCUCUGCCAUAGAGCUAUCCUAAAAAUAAUUCUGUCCUGCAGAGAUGUCAAGUGUAUAGCCUGAACGAGUGCAGGGUAGAUGGUUCAAGUAAAUGUGUCUAAAAGCGUCAUGUCCAUAGGUAUUCGUUCCAAAUAGGGUCGUGGUUUAUACUUUUUUUAAAAAGACUAUGGGGCACUUUAAGAAUUAAAAUGGUUAUGGUGUCCUUGUAGACCAUUAUCAAGAAAGAUGGAGUAUUUUUGUGUCUUUUUGCCUCUCUUUGGUUAACAUACAGAAGUCAUAAGAAGAUUAUUCCCCUUGUUAGAGCCGAUUUAGUCACCAGUAGUAUCUUCUUUAAAUACAAAAUUCUAGCGUUCAUUUUAGAAGAACUUGUUAGUGUUAUGGCUUGUUGAUAUGGAAUUCAGAGCAGUUCCUGAUUGUACAUUUCAAUGUGAACGCUAUUGAUAGUAACUCUUCAAACUCUGUAGUGGUUAUUGUAUCAGGAGUUCCCUGACACCCUCCCACAGUAAGUAGUUAAACCAUUGUAAGUACGGUUUGACAACUUACCCAGGUUCCCUUGCACACCUGUCACCUCUACCCCGCCCCAGUGAAGCUAAUGGUAAGAUUUUUGCAGGGGUUUCUAGCAGCGGACCCAAGCAAGCUGUAGUGGUUAUGGUAUUUGUAGUAUUCCUUUAACUCCAAUAACAAUUUCCACAGCUCGUGAGGUGUGUUAUGUUUUGUUUUAAUUUUUGGGCUUGGUUUAUUAAUUUUUUAUUUAUUUUUUUUAAAUUUUUUACCGCACCAGUACACCAAAACCACUACAUUAGAAUGUAGCUGUGGUGUUUUAUUUAUUUGUAUUUUUUUUAAAUUUUAUAUAUAUUUUUUUUAGAGGGGUUUAAUGCUUAGUAUCCCUUUAGGGAUAGAAAGGACUGUUUAGGCCCCAAAAACUAGGAACAGAUCUCUGAAGCUGCUGAUCUUUAGGAGAGUCAUAUGAAAUAGGUACCUUUUAACACUUUCCUUACCAACAUGGUCCUGUUGCAUUCUUCAAAAUAUGUUCCUGUUUUGCCAAGAAUGCUAUCGAUGCAAUCUUCAGUUUCAGCAAAGAUCACUUCCCUCUUUCAUUAGAAAGAAGUGCUCAUUGUCAAUAAAAUGUUUUUAGCAUUUAAAAAAAAAAUAAAAAAAAUUGCCAGUACAUUUUAACGUUUUUAAAAAGCAAAAAAACCCUUUACUAUAUGUGUGUGUGGCUGUGCAAAAAUAUUGUAUGUGGCCUGUAGACUUCUGGUUUGCUAUGGUAAGUCUCUCCCCCACUGUAUUCCGGUGACUCCAUUUAUUUAUGGUGCACUGUCAUCAAAGAUGGACUUAAAGGGACUUCCUGUUCUGUGUGUCUGUCUCGUACGCUGAAGCCCUGCUUCCUUUAUGUUGUGUCCCUGUCUGCAGACCUAUCGCAGCCAUAGAUCCAGCAAAAAUCCAGAACCUUGUUUUAAAUCUCUUUACAAGUAGAUGUGGAACUGAUCGUCAAGUAACUUAAGGUAAUUUAAGUGGUACUCCAAGCACCAUAACAAUGAUGGCCUCGAUUUAAUAUUCUUGGAAAUGCUUUUCAAAUAAUUUAACCCCUGAAGGACACAACUUCUGGAAUAAAAGGGAAUCAUGAUGGAAUAUUUCCGUCAUGUGUCAUUAAGGGGUUAAUAUUUGUGUUUCACCUCCCCCCCCCCCAAAUAAAUAAUAAAAAGAUAAUAUAUCUCCAAAACAAUCAAAAUAUACAUUGUUAUUUUUAAUUUUUUUUCAAAUUUAAUUUUAAUAAAUAAAAGUUGAUCCACAAAUAUUAAAUGGAGGCCUCUUGUGUAAGUUAUAAUAGGUUUUUAUUCUUUAACAGUCACAAACACAACCGUUUAUUAGUCUGUCCUAUUGGUCAGACUCCUCUGACCAUAUAAGUGUGCACACAAUAUUUGGGGGAAUGCUAUUUAAAGGAUCACUAUAGUGUCAGGAAAACAAAGUGGUUUUCCUGACCCUAUAGUGCCCUGAGGGUGCCCCCACCCUCAGGGUCCCCCUCCUGUGGUGCUGAAGGGGUUACAACCCCUUCAGCAGCUUACCUUAAUACAGCGCCGGGCUCCCUCGUCAGCAGAGCCGAAUGCGCAUGCGCAGCAAGUGACGUGCGCGCAUUCAAAGUGUCCAAAGGAGAGCAUUUCUCAAUGCUUUCCUACGGACACUCUGCGCGAUGGAGACGAAAUGUGCCUCCAGCGUUCCAGAUGCGCCUCUAAUGGCUGUGCAGAAACUCUGAAACUAUGUUUGCAUCUGAAGGGUUAAACCUGAGGGACCUGGCACCCAGACCACUUCAUUGAGCUGAAGUGGUCUGGGUGACUAUAGCGUCUCUUUAAGUCUCCGACUCCUCUCCAGUUGAGAUUUGGAGCUGUGUCAAUCGCAAAUGCUGUGCAAAGCACCAUUCUCAAAAUCUAUUCGUACAGUCAAUAAACAACCGCUUAUUUGUUGCUCAUCCUGUCUGACGAAAAGAUUUGCUCUCUCAUACUAUCUCAUGAUUAGACUGGUUGCCAGAGGCUGCUAUAUAUCCCACAAGCCCAUGAAUGAAUACGGAAAGGUAUGGUCUUGUGAAAAGAAGGCAUGCCAAUAAUGGAUGGUUGGGGUAACCUGAAAAGUGUCUGUCUGAGCCCAGUGCCAGUAAUUUGGAAAUACAUUCUAGAACAUCAAACAUCUCACCUUUACUGUACCCCAAUAUUACACUCUCUGUAUUGUCCUCUCCACAAUAGCCAUCUGUCUAUUUGGUCCUCCUGUAUUCUAGAUCACUGGUUUCCAGUUUACAAGUUCACAUUUUUUUCCAAUAAUUUAGGAAUUGGCCAGUUCCAGUUGCAGUGGGGAUGAAACCUAAACCAUUGUUGUAUUCCACAUUACCUGGCAUUCUUUGUUCCUGUUGCUCUAAUUUAUUUAUUUUCUUUCUCCCAGAUUUCGAAGCAGGAGGAGUUUUUCAACCUCUCUCGUUGCCAACUGGUGAAUUUAAUUAGCCGGGACGAACUGAAUGUGCGCUGUGAAUCUGAGGUCUUCCAUGCCUGUAUAAACUGGGUGAAAUACGACUGUGAAAAUCGGCGACCUUAUAUCCAGGCGCUCUUACGGGCUGUGCGCUGUCACUCGCUCACACCCCACUUUCUGCAGCUGCAACUCCAGCGCUGUGAGAUCCUGCGAGGUGACUCCCUCUGCCAGGACUACCUCUCUAAAAUCUUCCAGGACCUCACUCUUCACAAGCCCACCAUGUCCCAACAAGGAAGGAUUCCCAAUAUUCCUCAAUUCAUAUAUGUGGCUGGAGGAUAUUACCGUCAAUCUCUUAAUUUUCUAGAGGCCUAUAACCCAGUGGACGGCGAGUGGCUCAGUUUGGCUCCCCUGGAAAAACCCCGUAGUGGUCUGGCUGGCUGUGUGUUAGGAGGGCUUUUAUAUGCUGUAGGAGGACGCAAUAAUGCCCCGGACUGCAACAGAGACUCAGACGCUCUUGAUUGCUACAACCCAAUGAAUAACCAGUGGUCACCUUGCGCUGCUAUGAGUGUGCCCAGGAACCGGGUAGGAGCUGGCGUCAUAGAUGGGCAAAUCUACGCAGUGGGUGGAUCUCAUGGCUGUUUACAUCACAACAGUGUGGAAAGGUGGGUACAGCCUCUGUUGAGGUGGAGUGUUUUUUUUAUUGGCCAAUGUGUGAUAUACUUUUACUACAUACAUGUAUAGAUAAUGAUAUUUCAGUGCUAUAUAGAAUAUUUCAUGUUAUUAGAGGUGUUUGAAUUAAAGGGAACUGUGAUGGAUUAAUUUCCUGAAUAGAUGAUGUGCUCUCUGUUGUCUGUAGGCAAAAUUAAAGGGACCCUAUAGGCACCAAAACAAAUUUUAGCUUAACCACUUAAGGACCGUCAUCAGCAUUUUUGCAUUGCCAACCGAUGACGGUCCUAACGGUCCAAUAUACUUACCCGAUCGCCGUCGUUCCCCCAGCGGCGAUUGGCGGUGCUCCCGGUGUCUCCCCAUGGCGGAUUAGGACACUUGUGGCCAUGUGAUCGCACAACAGAGCGAUCACAUGGUCACAAUAGGUGUCCAUGUGUAUGCCUGCAGGGUGACUGUCUGUGCUGACAGGCAGUCUCCCUGCUAGUGUAAAAUCAUUUUAAAAAAAAAUAAAUAAAAGUUAAUGUAAAAAAAAAAAGUGUGUAUAUGUGUAUAUGUGUGUAUAUAUGUGUAUAUAUAUAUAUAUAUAUAUAUAUAUAUAUAUAUAUAUAUAUAUAUAUAUAUAUAUAUAUAUACACAAAUAAUAAGUAGAUUAAAUUUAAUAAUUUAAAAACAAUUAUAUAUCUAUAUGAAAUUUUAUUCUAACUUUAUUUUGAUAUUAAAAUUAUAUCUGAGGAAGACCUGAACGGAUCGAAACGUUGAUCAAACAACCUGUAAACCUUUGAUGGAUUAAAGACUGUUAAUAUUCUUAAAAAGACCGGAGAGUGCAUCUUUCUUCAAUAUAAUGAUUUAUCAGCAUAAGAUUGCACCAGGGCACUUUACUAUUCAGUACAUCAGGAAGGGUGAGUGCCAUUAUAUGAGAGUGCCAUUAUAUGAGAUAUAUAUAUAUAUAUAUAUAUAUAUAUAUAUAUAUAUUCCAUAUACAAAAUUACAUAAAUAAUUAUAUAAAUAUACACGUAGACUUCAAAUAUAUAAAUAUGCAUAUAUAUUUAAAUUCUACGUGCGUAUUUGUCAUAUUUUUACAUAAUUAAGUAAUUUUAUUAAUUGCAAUUUUAGGGACCUGCCUGCCAACCCAGGCCGAAGUCCAGAUAAUUUAAUUUGCUAGCACUGUAUUUUACCCUGUAACUUUCUAUGACACCCUAAAACCUGUACAUGGGGGGUACCGUUUUACUUGGGAGACUUCGCUGAACACAAAUAUUAGUGUUUCAAAACAGUAAAACCUAUCACAGCGAUGAUAUUGUCAGUGAAAGUGACUUUUUUUGCGUUUUUCACACACAAACCGCCCUUUUACUGAUGAUAUAAUUGUUGUGAUACGUUUUCCUGUUUUGAAACCCUAAUAUUUGUGUUCAGCAAAGUCUCCCGAGUAUAACAUUCCCCCCCAUGUACAGAUUUUAUAGCGUUUUGAGAGUUACAGGGUCAAAUAUUUUUACAUUGAAAAUGGCCAGGUUGGUUACGUUGCCUUUGAGAGCGUAUGGUAGCCCAGGAAUGAGAAUUACCCCCAUGAUGGCAUGCCAUUUGCAAAAGAAGACAAACCAAGGUAUUGCAAAUGGGGUAUGUCCAGUCUUUUUUAGUAGCCACUUGGUCACAAACACUGGCCAAAGUUAGUGUUAAAACUCGUUUUCUUGACACUAUAUCAUCCUUAGAACCCCUCCCCCCUCCCUUGGCGCUGAAGGGGUUAAAACCCCUUCAGCUAUUUACCUUAAUCGCUGACGGCGGCAGGGGAGGAGAAGUCACCAGCGCUGAGAGAGCCCGGAUCUGGUGACCUCUCCACCCCCGCCGAAGUCAGCUCCUGUGGCAUUCGCGCGUGCCUUCAAACAGAAAUGCUUUCCUAUGGACGAUCUGCACGCUUGAUUAAUUUUUUUGCACCCAGCGUCGCAGAAGUGCCUCUGAAACUAUGUUUACAUCUGAAGGGUUAAAACCUGGGGUCCUGGCACCCAGACCACUUCAUUGAGCUGAAGUGGUCUGGGUGACUGUAGUGUCCCUUUAAAUUAAAUUUGCUACAUUUUUAUUGUACAAAGGAAGUAUCAAGUGAAAUAAAGGUUAACAGCAAUUAUAGGUGAUUUUCAAUGUUCUAUUCAGAGGUGGAAUUUCCAGAGAGCUGACAUUUACCCUUUAACUGUAAACAUUUAAAGGGACACUAUAGUCACCUGAACAACUUUAGCUUAAUGAAGCAGUUUUGGUGUAUAGAACAUGCUCCUGCAGCCUCACUGCUCAAUCCUCUGCCAUUUAGGAGAUAAAUCCCUUUGUUUAUGAACCCUAGUCACACCUCCCUGCAUGUGACUUGCACAGCCUUCCAUAAACACUUCCUGUAAAGAGAGCCUUAUUUAGGCUUUCUUUAUUGCAUGUUCUGUUUAAUUAAGAUUUACUUAUCCCCUGCUAUAUUAAUAGCUUGCUAGACCCUGCAAGAGCCUCCUGUAUGUGAUUAAAGUUCAAUUUAGAGAUUGAGAUCCAAUUAUUUAAGGUAAAUUACAUCUGUUUGAAAGUGAAACCAGUUUUUUUUUUUUUUUUUCAUGCAGGCUCUGUCAAUCAUAGCCAGGGGAGGUGUGGCUAGGGCCACAUAAACAGAAACAACGUGAUUUAACUCCUAAAUGGAAGUGAAAUUGCAGGGGAAUAAUCUAUACACUAAAACUGCUUUAUUUAGCUAAAGUAAUUUAGGUGACUAUAGUGUUCCUUUAAUAUCCUCUUACUAAUUCUUUCCCAAUCUCUUUUGGUACUGAAGUUAUUUAAGUGAGUGAGACUAAACUCCGUAACUAAUUGGUGGUUUAUUUGUUUUUUAAUCUCCCUCCAAGUAGGGGUUCUAAUUGCCUCCACCUGCGUGCUAUGACAAUUUGUAACUGCAACCAAACAAUUAGUUACAAAAAAUGUAUCUAUUUUAGUUAAAUUUGGCCAAUUUAGGUGGAGGAGAGCUACUGUGGGUGACCUUAUAAGUCUAGGAACAUCUAUUUGUGCAAGGCCUUCAAAUAUUUUAUUCCAAACUGCUAGAAUCAAUACCAAUCAAUGCUUUCCUAUGGACGUCACCGUCUUCUCACUGUGAAAAUCACAGUGAGAAUCGCGGAAGCGCCUCUAGCGGCUGUCAAUGAGACGACCACUAGAGGCUGAAUUAACCCUGUUGUAAACAUAGCAGUUUCUCUGAAACUGCUAUGUUUACAGCUGCAGGGUUAAGCCUAGAUGGACCUGGCACCCAGACCACUUUAAUGAGCUGAAGUGGUCUGGAUGCCUAUAGUGGUCCUUUAACCAAAGGAGAAUCCGGCCGGGUUUUGAAGGCUACUAACAGAGCAGGAAAUGAGAAAAUCUAAAUUAAAUUAAACAGUCUGUGCAAUAAAGAAAGUGUAAAAAUUAGAACACCGGAAGUGUUUCGGAAGGCUGUGCAAAGAGUUGUGGGGCUGUAUAAGUAAUUUAACUCCCAAAUGGCAGCAGUGCGACUGCAGGGACAUGACCUAUAUACCAAAACUGCUUCAUUAAGCUAAAGUUGAUUUAGUGUUUAUAUUGUCCCUUUAAAUAAUAUUUGUUAUCAGUGAUUUACAUCACUGAUUAUUAGGGAUCGACCGAUAUUGAUUUAAAAAAAAAAAAAAAAAAUUUUUUUAGAGCCGAUACCGAUAAUCUGUCACCUUUCAGGCCGAUAGCCGAUAACUUGCUGAUAUUCAGUACAUUUACCAUUUGGAAAAAAAAAACUAUUUCUAAAGGUAAAUGCACAAAAUAAACAUGCCACAUGUAGUGGAUGCAGUGUGUGUGUGUGUGUAUAUAAUGAAUGCAGGGUUUAUUUGUGUAGUGUGUGUGUGUGUGUAUAUAGUGUAUGUAGUGUGUGUGUGUGUGUGUGUGUGUAGAGUGAUUAAAGUUAAUGCAGUGUGUUUGUGUGUAUAUAAUGAAUGCAGUGUGUUUGUUGUGUUUGUAUAGUGUGUGUGUGUGUGUGUAUAUAAUGAAUGCAGGGUUUAUUUGUGUAGUGUGUGUGUGUGUGUAUAUAGUGUAUGUAGUGUGUGUGUGUGUGUGUGUGUGUGUAGAGUGAUUAAAGUUAAUGCAGUGUGUUUGUGUGUAUAUAAUGAAUGCAGUGUGUUUGUUGUGUUUGUAUAGUGUGUGUGUGUGUGUGUAUAUAACGAAUGCAGAGUGUGUGUGUGUAUAUAAUGCAGAGUGUGUUUGUGUAGUGUGUGUGUGUAUAUAUGUGUGUGUAUGUAUGUGUGUGUAUAUGUAUAUGUGUAUAUAUAUAUAUAUAUAUAUAUAUAUAAAAAAAUUUAGUCUUCCUUAUUUCCACUUGUUACCUGGCCAGGGAGGUGGGGGGGGCUGUGGCAUUCCCAGGUGGUCCAGUGGUAUGUACUGAGCAGUGGGAGGGCCCAGCAGCAAGCUGUUACUUGCCUCCCUUCAGCUCCCAUGUCAAAUCUCGCGUCCCUUAGUGCCGCACGGAGCAUUGCUAUGGUAACCCGUGGCAACGCUCUGCAGCCGCGGGUCUUGCGAGAUUUACACGGGGAGCUGCUGGGAAGGUAACAGCUUGCUGCGGGCCCCCCGGUAUUGGCUGAUACCGAUAUUGCCGAAACUACCCAAUAUCGGCCGAUAAUACCGGUAAAACCGAUAAUCGGUCAAACCCUACUGAUUAUUUAUAUGGACCGGUGGGACGUAAUACUUGGUACAUAGUAAAGUUAAAAUACCAUAUAUCAUUUGUUUGUUCAGCUUUUUUGUUUUAUAUAGUAUUUUGCAAGCAUCAAAUCUUUGCUAUUUUAUUUUUUAUUUCAUUUCAAAAGCUUCUAUAAACAUAAGAAAUAAACUGGACCAUUUUCUGUUUCCAUGCUGACUUAAUCUGCAUUAAGUUGUCUAAAUUUGACAUAUAUGGGUCAUACAUAUUGGAAUUUAAAAAUAACAUUGUUUAUGUGAAUGGUAAACUCUCAUUUUUAAAGUCUGUUAUUAUUUCAACUGUUUCUAAAUGAGCCAAUUUCAAUAACUGGGGCGGAAAUAAAAUAAAAAUGCAAUGGUGUUUUCUUCUACUUAUUACAAUGUUUUUGCAAUCACGGAAGAUUGUUUAUAUAUUUUUGUGAUAUGGUGUGUGUUUGUUUUGCCUCCAAUUGCUACACUGCAUUCACUGGAAAUAAAUGUUUUACAAAGAGGUGAAAAACAAUAUUUAAAUUUAAGAGCAAACAUUUAAAUGUUUCAAACUAGACACUUUUUUAUUUAUUUUUUUACCAUUGAGUUUCAGACACAGGUGGGAGUGGCGGUGGAUGUUUAUAAUGGGGAUGCAUUAGGGUUUGUAGAUGAGUUAAGUAUUUCAUUAUCAUCUCCUAAAACAUUUUAAAUAAAUUUUUUUUUUUUCAUAACUUAAAGUUGCAGUCUCCGCAUCUUUUGUAGUAGUUAUGGUGCUAUUUGGUAAAGGUCUCCCUGUUUUGGGUAAAAUGGUUUGAAGUUCUUUAAAUAAAUCCAAGGAUUGAAGAGUCCUUGCUCACCUACUGGUAAUGUGAAUAUUUUGGAGAGCAUUGAUAGGCUGAGCUGGGGGAAUGAUGCACACCGUCUAAUGGCACCAAAACCAUUAAUAUGCAAAUGCCCUUUAAAGUGAUCCGUGUCUGGGGCUUCCUGUUCAUGCUUUUAUCCGUGUCUGGCGUGCAUGGUAUCUGUGCUCUAUUGCCAACAGGAUGUUCUCCCUCAGUGCCAGUAAAACAAACUCAUAGGCUUGUACACGUGCACAGGCCUUGGGUAAACACAGAACGUGCACUGCCAGCUCUCAGGUUUGGUUUUGUAUUGACACUUUUAACAAUCGCUUAUUUGGACGCACUGCCAACCUUUCAUCACAUGGCUGCACUCUGCCAGUGACGUGAUGUUUGUGAAGGUGCUGGCACUUUUCCAGAGUGUUUAACCCCAGUUUUCAAGCAGUUAAUCUUUAAAUAACUAAUAAAAGUUUUUUUUUUUUUUUUUUUUUUAUAGAUUUAACUUUUUAGUCACAGCUGAUUAUUGUGUGAAUGUAACAUGAAGAGUUUGUCUGUCCCUCACACCCCAUCUCCCUCUCCCGAGAUUACUGCUCUGUUUUAUACCAGCAGUAUCCGUUUACUCACACACAGUGAUGUCAAUACAGCUUGGCUGUGUGUUCACUGUACAGCCUAACCCUAAAUAAUAAUAAUAAUGGUAGUUGAUUGUUCUGGAGUGAUUAUCAUAAGUUAAAUGUAUGAGCGCCUCAAAUACUGCUGUACAUGUUGUUAUGACGGUUUGGUUUUUUGGCAAUUGUAAUUCAUGUAUUGGUUUUCUAAAGUAGGAAACUCAUAAAGUGAACUACAACUCCCAGAAGCUCUUGCUGCACAUGUUAAAGCACUGCUUAUGGAAUAAAACUAGCUGUACUAUAGAAUGUGCGAUAAACAUUAGAUUGGCUUGGUUAUCUUUAUUUGGUAGCAGGUCCUGCACAAUCUAGGGGUUUGUAGAUAAUGUAAGAGCUUCCAUUGUGAGCAAGGAUUUUGUUUUAUCUAGUCACAGCAUCUGCAGGAUUAUUCACUAGCGUGUAAAUUAUUGGGAAUUCGUAUUACAUUUCACAUCUUAGAUCAAAAUCGCCAAAUUGGAAAAAUGACUCAAAAUUGGAUGUUUCCAGUUCAGCUAUUUUUGCCAAUAAUUUGAAAUUCACUUUUAAUUCACAACUCAUUCAUUAGAGAAUCUCUCUCCCCCUCUCCCCCUCCACACACCAAUACACUGUAUAAUGUGUAUUAAUUAAUUGGCAAAGUAACUGCUGAGUUUGUAUCUUUUUAGCUAUCCCUUACCUUCAACACAUUUAAAACAGAAUAGCAUGCCAUGGUACUACAGGGGAUUCUUAAAUGAAGUUAUCUCUCAAUAUUCGGGUUUACAGGAUAAAGCACAUAUAGUCCAUAUUACGUUCCCUCGUAACUCCUCUCGUGCCCACAGGUAUGACCCAGAGAAAGACGAAUGGCAACUUGUGGCCCCGAUGAAAACCCCACGGAUUGGAGUCGGUGUGGCGGUGUUAAACAGGCUUUUAUACGCGGUGGGCGGUUUCGACGGGACGAAUAGACUGAGCUCUGCUGAGUGUUAUUACCCUGAGACAGACGAGUGGAAGGACAUUGCAGCUAUGAAUGUUGUACGGAGUGGAGCAGGUGAGUCUUUUAUAUUUCUGGGAAAGCCGUUUUAGUGGUUUCUCUAUCUAUAAAUCCUUUCUUCAUUUAUUUAUUAAAAACAUCCGGUUAGUAUAAUCUUAUUUUCAAAGCACUUUGUCGCUGAUAUAAAAUAGUGUGGAUUGGAAUCUAAUGUUUGCGAAUAACCACAUCAGUGAAAAAUAUAUCACACAUACUGCAGCUAUUCAAUUAUUUACAUACCUGGCACCGAACGCUAGGUCACUACCAGAAUCCGGACAGCGGUAACUGGGAUUGUGUGUGUGUGUGUGUGUGUGUGUGUGUACAUUAAAAAUAAAUACAAAUAAGAAACAAAUUCACAGCUGUGCACAUCUAAAAAAAAAAAAAAAAAAAUGUAAACCUGAUUUGGUGUUCAUCAACCCCUUAACAUUAGACAAACACCACCUUCAUUUGUGCUAUGUCUGUUCCAACAUAAUUUAAGGUUUUCUAUUUAAAUGCCUCCAUACAAAUUAUUUUUUAUAUAUAUAUAUAUAUAUAUAUAUAUAUAUAUAUAUUUUUUUUUUUAAUUUUUUUUAUGGAAUAUCCUAUGUGUAUGCCCAUCACAAUCUUCAAUGUUGAGUGUGAAUAAAAAUGCAGGAGAAGAAACAUUUUUCAAAUUUUUGCCUAUUUUUAUACAUUAAGCUCAACUAAAGAAAAAUAACUCAAAAAAGAUUAAUGUAUCAUUCCUGUUUUGUUAAAGGACCACUAUAGUGCCAGGAAAACAUACUCGUUUUCCUGGCUCUAUAGGGGCCUUGGGUCAUCCUGUGGAACCCCGCCGGGCUCUAGGAGGAGGAAGGGGUUAAUCCCUUUUUUCCAGCACUGGGGACUCUCCUCCUCCUCCUUUCCCGUCAUCGGCUGAAUGCAUGAGUUGCGCGCGCAUUCAGACAGUCUCAUAGGAAAGCAUUCUCAAUGCUUUCCUAUGGACGCUGGCGUCUUCUCACUGUGAAAAUGAGACAGCCACUAGAGGCUGGAUUAACCCAUUUGUAAACAUAGCAGUUUCUCUGAAACUGCUAUGUUUACAGCAGAAAGGGUUAACCCUAGCUGGACCUGGCACCCAGACCACUUCAUUAAGCUGAAGUGGUCUGGGUGCCUAUAGUGAUCCUUUAAUAUCUAAAUUAAGUUUUGGUAGUUAAAUGGUCACUAUAGUAACCCAGACCACUUCAGCUCAUUGAAGCGGUCUGGGUGCAGUGUCCCUGUCCCUGUAAAUCAUUGCAGUUUUAGAGAAAUUGCAAUAAUUACCUUGCCGGACUAAGAGUGCCUCUAGUGGCUGUCAGCAAAACGGCUACUAGAGACACUUUCUGGAUGCUAACGGACACCAGGUCACCUAAAUGACUCUGGACGUAUUCACUCUCUGCAUUAGGCCAUCCAGUGUCUGUGAAAUCCCCAUGGGGAGGGCCUAAUGAACUCGCAGCGCAUGCACAUUAGCACCCCCCACCUCGGAUGCCGUUGGAGGAGACUGAGCGACGACUGACAUUGGCACUGGAAUUGGAUAAGUGACUUAUCUUUAACCCUAAAACAUCAUUAACCAUUACCCAGCAUUAACCCUUGUCUUACCUUAACCCUAAAGGUUUCUCCACUGCCAAUAUCCGUAUUGAAAACCGCAGAUGGGCUCCCUACCUAUAACAAUAGAGCAGUCUGUGACUGUUAUCUACUGGCUGUUUUUUAGGAUGACCAGGAGAUUUCCAUCUCAUGGUGAAGUCCAGCAUGCCGUCUCUGCCAAUCACACUGAUCGUUGAUGGGCAGCUUGCAAAGCCCAUCAGUGAUCACAAUCGGCAAGGCGACCCUAGGGGUCUUCCUUGUCAGCUUGCAGCCUAAGAAUCACGAGGGCAGUGCGUAAUCACUCGGCUACAGUGUUAUCAAUCAAUUUUUAAAGGGCUGUAUGCAGCGCCCACUUUAAGCACUGCAUACAACUCAUCUGUCAGUCUGGGGCCACUAAACCUGUCCCCAGGUAUCAAUGUAUACCUGGGUCUCCCUGGUGUGAGCAGGGAUUUAACCAAUUGCAUUAAAACCCAGGCUUUCUAGGAUAUAAUAGAACAUCCUAAUGUCAGUAAGGGGUUAACAUCCCCCAAGUCCUGAGAUAACUCACAUUUUAUUCGUAAUGUUACAAGUCCUAAUUCGAGAAAUGCAUAUUUGUUUCCAUAAUUAUAGAGAUGAUGAAUUCUUAGAUUCCCAGCCCGUGCUGAUGGAAAGCCCCCCACACAGCAUGAUGCUAGCACCGCCAUACGUCUUUGUAGGGAUAGUGUUUGAGUCACGAGCCGUGUUUUGCGGGGGAACAUUUUACUUCCUUCUUAUACUGGUCAAGCUACAUUCCAUUUAUGUUCUUUCGUCCGUGCUUUAGGCAAAACUGUGAAGGCACCCAGACAUCCUUAACUGUUUCAGCCCACAAUCUUUACAUGUCCUGUUACAGAAUGGCUCUAGUAAGCACCUGGCCUCACUGGUUUGUCUCAGAACUGCGUCCUGUCUUGUAAUGAAAGCAAUAAGGAACUGUUUGGACACAAUAUCUUUUAAUAUCUUACACAGGAACGGCAACUUCCUGAAUUUGCAUAAGCAAACAGCCAAGUACAGGUUAGCUAAGGGUUGUUCAUGUUCCUGUCUUUUGUCUUCUGGAGAUUUAUUCUGGGCGGUUUUGUUCUUUCUGGCAAAUCAUCAUCUUGGUCAGAAAGAUAUGAGACUGUCUCCUACGAUACCGAUUCACCUGAGGAGUCAAUCUUGGUGGGUGUUUGAGUCCUCCGAGUUCUAGGAGGAAAAAACUCUUUCUUUUUAACUGGACUUUCAGACAGCACCUGGGGGAGAAAAAACAACAACAAAAAACCCUACCUUCUAACAAAUAACCAAUAUCUCAAACUAUUGGCAUACACCACUAGGGAUCGACCAAUAUCAUUUUUCAAGAGUCGAUCCAGAUAAUCAGUUGCCUUUUGGGCCAAUAGCCGAAAACUGGAUCUAAUAUUCUGUACAUUUUAAAGUUUUAAAAAAACUACACAAAUCUAGCAUUAACUGAGCAUACUGUCAGCAAUCACACUCAAAUCACAGACAGCCAAUACAUACUUGGAUCACUGAGAGCACUCUCCGCAGCUGUCUGUGAUGCAGUUGGAGACCCUUUUGAAGGUGUUGAUUUUUUUAUUUUUAUUUAUUUAUUUUUUAACCUUGCAGUUCUAUAUAUGAAUAUAUGUUUAAUCUAUGUAUAUGCUAGCAAAAUUGAUAAACUAUGUAUAUGACAAUAUGUAUGAUUUUUUUUAUUAUAAAUUUUUUUAUUUUAAAUAGUGUAGAGCUAAUCAUAGAACGUUAAUUGCACAUUUAAUUUACAUUUCUUGUAUAAUGAUUAAAACGUUUGUGUUAAUUUAUGUUUUUGGUGACUUCGCUCUGACACACAAUGCCCCAAAACACCUUACCCCAAGAGUUUUAUUUAUUUAUCUUCUUUCUUCAAGACACACAAGGAUUUAUUCAUUUCUGAUCAUUGCAAUUUACAAACUUGCCUGUAAUAAAUCAUCCGUUGUGACCAUACCAUAACAAUCUACUUGUUUGUGCUUUGUGAUAUGGCCCAGCACGGUAAACCCAAGAUGAAGGAAUUUUAAGCUUUUUAUAAUUAUACAUUUGGUUACACUGUGUAAAACUGGCAUGUAGAUUACAGGUGUGUGUGUGUGUUUCAUAUUCCUUGAUGCCUGUCUGUGUGAUCUGUUAGACAGGUAAUGGUUGUUGAAGGGAUAGCUGCUCAGUGAGACCCUCUCUCUCCUACAAAAUCCAUACAGAGCUGUAGACAGAGUUCAUUUUAAUUCCAUAUAUUGCAGGUAACCAGUGAAUGAUCAUCACCUGGCACCUAACCAUUCAAGUGCCUGUGAAGGGGAAAAUGGCAUGUAUUGUAACGUACAUGCCAGAGUGGAGAAAUUUGGUUUAAUGGCUGUUUUUAGAUAACAUUGUGUUUUUUGUGUGUAUAGAAGUUAUAUAAAUUUUUUUAUUUCUCUCCUCCAGGAGCAUGUGCCAUGGAUACCAGUGUAUACGCAAUGGGCGGCUACGAUGGGACAGACCAGCUAAAUAGCGUGGAAAGAUAUGAUGUAGAAAAGGAUACCUGGAGCUUUGUGGCCUCCAUGAAACACAGAAGGAGUGCACUGGGGGUUACUGUGCACCUGGGCAAGAUCUACGUUCUGGGUAAAUAUUCCAUGCAGUUAUAUCCUGGGCGCGCUGAAAUCCAGGGGUUCAUUAGUCCCACUCUGUCUGUUUUAAUUGGAACACUGCAAGAGACGAGCAUUCUCUCCCUGCGACAGGAAACUCUACAUUCUAUUGGUUAUAGUGCCAUAAGUGCACUUACUUUACCCUAGUGUAAGUAGUCAAACACCUUAUUGAUGACAAAGCGUAAAAUGUGUUCAGGUUCAGGUGUGUCCCCCUCCCCCUUUAUUUUGACUUCAUAGCUGGAUUCCGCUGGUUGCCCCUCCCUGCUCUCUGCAGCUAUUUAAUUGGCUAAGCCCAGUGGUGCAAGACUUGGCUUAUUGGCUGAGAGCGUUGGCCGAUCUUACACUGCAGGGCUUGGAUAAGUGGCUUCUGGUACUCGCUCUUGGCUGCAGAGUGACAGGGAGCAGCGCUGGUAGAACCCAGGUUAGAAGUCAGACUGAUGGCAAACUGAUUAUUUACAUUGGGAGGGCACCAGGACAAUCCUUGCACCAUAACCACGACAGUGCUCGGAAUGUUCCUUGAAAUGUAUAAAUGGCAUUUACUCUGCUGAGGAAACGCCACUUUCUGGGAAGUGACGGUGCAAUCAACAGGCACAAUUAGAACUAAAUCUAAAAGGUAAAUGAUACUCCAAAAUAUUCCCCAUUUGAGUGAGUAGGUCUCGCAAUAUUCAGAUUUUGUUUCUCCAGAGCGAGCUUUUAAAUCGGGUAUCAAAGCUGAUCACAUUUACUCCUCUGCCUAUUUCUUCACCUCCUGCUGUCUAAAUAAACAUUUGGUUGUUCUAUAAAGUAAGUGAGUUUAAUAUGGUUAAGCUAAUUUCUAUAAUGAUUUCCAUCAUCCUUUACACCAGUGAUGGGAAAUGUAAUUAAGAACAUGUGGAAUACCAAGAUAAGCCAUUGCUGCUCUGCUUGUUUGAGCAGGGUUCCUGCAUGCCUGAAUAGGAUUAUUUACUUGUAUGUUUAAUUUAGCAGUUGUACAGCUCUCUCGCCGCUCUGUAAUUACUAUAACCGCGUUUAAUUCUAUCGAUGCUUUUACACUGUUAGGAUUAUUCAUUAAAGUGAGAAUUCAAAGUGAAAUUUAAAUUUAAGGCCUAGGUAGUCAAACGGGAACAGUAACCAACUUACAGAAUUUUUCCUAUUUACCCUUUCUAGUCCUAAAAAGGACACUAUAGGCACCCAGACCACUUCAGCUCAUUGAAGUGAUCUGAGUGCAUAUUCCUAGGUCCCUUAACCCUGCAAAGGCAAUUGCUGCAGCUUUUAAUAAAGCUUUGAGGGUUAAACGACCACUAUAGGCACCUAGACCACUUCAGCUUAAUGAAGUGGUCUGGGUGCCAGGUCCAGCUAGGUUUAACCCUUUUUUUUUUUAUAAACAUAGCAGUUUCAGAGAAACUGCUAUGUUUAUAUUAGGGUUAAUCCAGCCUCUAGUGGCUGUCUCAUUGACAGCCGCUAGAGGGCUUCCGCGCUUCUCACUGGGAUUUUCUUGCCGCGCAUGCGCAUUCAGCCGGUGACGGGAGGAGAGGAGGAGGAGAGCUGCCCGGCGCUGGAGAAAGAGGUAAGUUUAACCCCUUCCUCUCCAUCCAGCCCGGCGGGAGGGGAACGAGUAUAGUGCCAGAAAAACGAGUAUGUUUUCCUGGCACUAUAGUGGUCCUUUAACUCCACCUCUAGUGGCUGUCUACCAGACAGCCACUAGAGGGACUUCUGGUUCAUUAGGUAACUUUUGGUGACCUGACGCUGUACGUCCUCACGCUAUGUAUGAGGCCAUUCAGCGUCACCCGACAACCAGAGGAAAGCAAUGUAUAAUGCUUUCCUGUGGGGAAGAACUAAUGAUAGUGCGACCAUUGCACAUUAGGUAUCUCCUGCCGGCUGAUGUCUGUGGGGGAGGAGCGGAGACAGAGACCCGUUUUUUGACCCCGUUUUUAAACCCUUCUGCACCACUGGGUGGGAGGGUUGGACAUAGGGGGGCACUAUAUGGAGCUUAUAGUGCCAGUAAAAAAACUAUAGUUUCCCUUUAAACCUUGGAAUUCCCUUUGAAUUCUCACCUUAGCGGAUAACCUUGUGUGUGUUUUUUAUACCACCAUUUGAAAGUCUUUUUCUAUUUUUGAUACCCAGGUGGAUAUGAUGGGAGCACAUUUUUGGACAGUGUUGAGUGUUACGACCCGGCCACGGACGUAUGGACAGAAGUUACUCAUAUGAUGUCAGGACGCAGUGGUGUCGGUGUAGCCAUUACCAUGGAGCCGUGCCGUACCGUGGAGCCACGUGGGAGUCUUUUCUCAGAGAAACCCAAAGAUGUCUACCUCCAAGAGAAAGCCACUGCGAGUGGCUGCUGUUUUUCAUCACACCGAAAAAAAUAAGGCUAAUAAGAAAAUAAUGAGUUAACUAACAGUUGUUCAGUGUUAAAGAAUACAAUUGGAUUUGGUUUUUAAUCCGCAGGUUAGAAGACUUGUCUUAAAACAAAAAAAAAAAACUUAACAGAAACAUGUACAGAUGGUGCCAUGGAAACCAGCGACUUUUUAAGGCCAUAUGCGAUAUUAAGAAUACAAUGUGCAGCGUUUUUUUGUUUGCUUUAUUUUCCCCCUGUGCCUUUCAUUAACGUGAUAUCUGGUCAUAACAAUAUCUUUACAUUAAGCAUUAGGGAUUGGCAAUUUGUUUGUCUUAACAUUUUUAUUUUAUUUUUAGAUUGUUCAGCAGUUGAAAAUCAUUUUAAUAAUCACUUUUGACGUGGGAGUAUUUGGGGUCUAACGUCUGAAUUCGUCACAAAAUGGGUUGAUUAAACAAAAUAUAUAUUUAUAUGCUGAAUCAUCUUAAAAAACAAUGUUAAUACAACUUGCAUAGACUAUUUAUUUUUAUUUUUUAUAAUGCUGUAUUUUUUUCCACACUUACCCUGUCUGCUUUUAAAGGUUCAUUCCUUUCCCAGCAUGCAAAAUGUAGCAAAUAUCCAGGAUUGGUAUCCAUGCCAUUAAAAGUGUAAAAAUAAAAAUAACAAUAAAUCUUAAAGGAAAACUACCAUUCUCCCCCCAAUACUGAAUAUAAGAUGCCACGUAGUAUAGCACUGUAUUACUUUGUAAUCAACACCUAUAAAUAUUAAUAAAUAAAUAAUCGUUCAGUGCAUCUUCUGGCUAGCCUUGAUCUGUGAGAGCAGCCAUCUUUAGUCCGCUGUUCAUAAUCCCACUUACCAGCCCAUGCCAUGCUCCAAUUGCAUUUUAAAUGCUGGACAUUUGCAUGUUAGGUCAGGAUUUGUAAAUGCGCUCUAGCUCUUGAUUAUAUACAUGUUUUUGGACAAAUAGAACUUAACAUGGUCUCACCCUUACACCGAGGUGCAUUGAAACGAGGUAAAUACUUUAUAUGUAUACAUUACAAAGUAAUGGGCUAUAAUACAUGUAAAAUUUUAUUUUCAAUAGUCUUAAACAUAAUUUUCCUUUUAACACCUUUUCCUUCUUGUCUGACAUUAGUUUGUGUUGUCUGAAGAGCUUUAGCAAACAUAAAUCUGUGCUCAACGGUUUAUCAUGGUUGGUGAUCCGCAUGCUCGGUACAUCAGCGCGGCUUUCCGUUCAAGUAAAUGGAAGCACGUCUGGCUGUAUUAUGUGUGCCAGUGCAGUUUCAUGUCAUUUCUAUGAAGUGUAGUGGCCCAUGUAGAGAGUAUUGAGCAACCAGAGUUUCUAUGGGCAUCAGUACCAGUGAUCUGUUGCAGAAAAGACACAUCUAGAGGCUAGUAUCGUUUUAAAUAUUUUUGGCCUUUUUUUCCCUCCUUUCUAAUGGAUUUCCAACUAAAUACUGUGGAAGGUGGUAAAAUUCCUCCAAAUCCUCCCUGCAGAGUCCAUAUAAAAUGCAAAAGGGGUGGCACCUAGGCUUGAAAAUAAUUUUAUGGUUCAAAUACUUGGAUAUUCCAAUUUUGCAAUUUCUAGUGUAGUGGAUGAUCCUGACCAUAACUGCCUACCAAAGAUUCAUGGGAGCUUAUAGAUUUACAAAUGCAGGCAACUCCUUUCGUGAAUCCUAUCAAACAAGUCACUGAUAGACCUGGUGAAACAAUGUUCCAUAUUGGCUGAAAAUCUGUAAAUAUAAAUUAACUUUUUUUUUUUUUUUUUCUCUUUUAAAACUUAUCUUGCAAUAUAUUUGAACUUUUUUUUUGCAUUUUUAUUUAUCUGCUGAUAUUAUUGUGACCGAAUAUGUGAAAUUUGAGGUUUUUUUUUUUUUUCUUCUGUUCAAUGUAAAGUCUAACAUUUUAUAUUAUUGCAUAAAUCUCUGAAACUCUCCACAAAAAUUAUGUAUACACAGACCCGCCACCUUCAAAGCUUUAAGUUAAUAGAGCGUAAACUGUCACUGAGUUAAUAGUUUUCAUUAAGCUAUCUUUUCUAAUAGCAUAUCUGCUAUAAACCUGAGCUACUCAUUCAAUAUGGCCACUUUAGCGUUUUCCUAAACUAGUUUUUCUUAACCUUUUUAAUAAUAGCAGAUUGUCGAGAAAAAUCAAACCAAAUCGCAACAUCAUCUGCCGUAACGGUGGUAGAAAAAUGCUCCAUUUGAAAUUUAUACCCAAAUUACCUGUUCUAUAAUGGUUUUAUUAGCAGGUAGAAUUAAAUCUAUUUUAAAAAGUAUUAAAGGCACUUUUAUGAUAAACAUGUCAAUCCUGAUUUAUAGACAUCCUAAUUUUAUUUUAUACGUUGCACCAGCAAACGUAUAAACGAGUAGUUGAUAGGAACAAGUUACAUGUAUGAUAGUAACUUGACGCCCCGUUUUUUCAUUUGUAAAAUUAUCUCCGUGAUCCAUUCUUCAGUUUUAAUGCAAUAUAAAAAAAAAAAAAAAAAAAAAUUGCAAAACUACUUCAUUAAACUCUACCCAGUGGUAUGGUGCUUUUGAUUGGUUGUCCACUGGAAAAGCAAGUGGACCUACAACCACUGGUAAAAAUAUAAAUAUUUAUUUACCUGUGCAUUUAUGCUGCGGAACUUCUCUAUGGAAGAAAAACGACAAGCUGCAAUGCUGCAGCCAUCUUGGAGGAGGCAGACUUGAUGUUAGGAUGUACAUCUGAUGGCAAUUUUUCUAGCACAAUGUAAAUAUUAAAUAUUUUGAUCUUCCUGAAGGGACAGUUCAUUUAUUGUGUGGAAUAUAAAGUCCUUUUUUUUUUUUCAACUGCUGAGCCUUCUGUAUUAAUGGUGUAUGGACAUUUUUAAUAUUUUAUGAAAACUUUCCUUUAUUUCAGGCAACAAUAAAUUAAGGGAUUGAUUUUAAUGUGAGUUUGCUUUGUAUAUUAUAGCAGAUUGUUGUUCGUCUGUCCCAUGUGAAAGUGACUUUUUUUACUUAAUGACAGCCAGACUCCCAUUGAGUCAAUGAUGUUUCCAUUAGGUGCUGUAUUGUAAAGAAUGGCGAAAUUCAAUCCAAGCAUACAUUUUAGCAUCAUUGGUAUACUUUUGAAUUGAAAAUAGCUUUAUGAAAGGUCUAUGCUGUAUAAAAAGAUAUACACAAGGACUGAAUAUACAUUACUCAAUUGCUCAAGCAAUGCAAAUAAUAAUGUGCAGCUAUGCUACCAUAACUACCUUCUGGAAUCCUUGAGUGUAUUGUAUCGCGACUCGUGUCCUACAGCUAAAUGUAGUAAUUAUGGGAAGAGAACGUCAGCAUCUACAGUAUGUUGUAAAAGGGACCAAACAAAAGAUCAGGCAAUGUUUUGGGUCUAUACUCCAGCUAAUUCACAAACAUUUGUCUCAAUAAGUUGGGAGCUCAUUUUUGAUGACCAAAUAAUCCGAUCUUUCCUCAAACCAUAUCUUAGCAAGUCCAUUUGUGACCUGCUAACCCAGUUAAAUCAGGUUCUCCUGCCUGUUUAAGAAGGACCUGGAAAAUUCUUGAACAUAUUGAAGUCUACUCCGUUUUGUUAAUGCUUGCUGAAGUGUUGUAGGGGCUAAAGCGUCCCCUCUUUGUGACUUUAUAAAAUUGCUGAUUUUAAUUGAAACCACCAUAUCUAUUAAAUGCCAUGAUCGUACCAUCUUGAUUGUCAAUAAGACAGAGAGGGAGUGCUGUUCCCAAUUGCUUUAUACACCAGCUCAAAGGGAAUAACUGUGCCUCUCGGAGAGAGGCAUUGGAUUCAAUGUUUCUCAAUGCAAAGCAUCACAUGUUCAACACAGCUAUUACCGAUCAUGAUCUCUGCAUUCUAUCCACGAUUGGCCGGAAACCGAUUGGUACUGAUUAGUUCCUGGCAGGAACAGCAGUGCUAACGCUAGGAUUAGUCUUGUGCAGGAUUACUGAUUUAUUCACAGGAAAGGUCUUGCCACGAUAAACAAAUAUAUGGAACGUUCCUUAAGGAAUGUAAAGGUGGAUCUGGCUUAUCCAAUCUGAGUUCUAGGUCACUCCUUGGCUUAUUCCUUUUAGUCAGCCAUCAGUCUAAAGGCUAAAAAAUUUUUUAGCUCAUCAUAAACAGAAUAAGCGAACCCUUGACAGCCACCAAACUGAACAUUUAAAACCUAUUGAUAUUGUCAGUUGUUGACUUAUUCAGCAUAUUGAGCUGAUAGGAGUCAAACUAAUUCUAAAAAUAUAGGCAACUCCUCACUUCCAUAUAGUGACAGUCUUUGUCUCUCCAAUUCGCUCAUAAUUAAAAUUAAUCUCAAUUUACGAGUAACACAAUGACAUGAACCUGACCACCUUAUGUAAGCUCGUUCACUAUAAUUAGUUUGUUUAUAAACUUGGGUUGAUUUAAUCAGAUUUUACCAUACUUUCUAUGUUUACCUUUUUAUUCAUUUCUUUAUUAUUUUAUCAAUCUCUUCUCAAUUUGGUUUAGGUAAUGUUCAUUACAAAUCAUUAUUCAGUUUGUGGAUAGCUGAAUGUUCACUUGUAAAUUAUAACAGAAAAUACUAUAACUGUAAGACAAGCGUAUACAUAUGCUAGCUAAAUGUACAUAAUUAUAAUAUUUAAUUCUAUUUUGUGUAUCUUCUUAACAAACAAUGUUUUUGCUUUUGCACAAACUGCCCAAAUUGUUAAUAAAACAUUUACAAACUGAAAAA